Molecule: messenger RNA, 1170 nt
Organism: Neoarthrinium moseri
Lineage: Eukaryota; Fungi; Ascomycota; Sordariomycetes; Amphisphaeriales; Apiosporaceae
Exons: 1
Coding region: 1-1170 (389 amino acids)
Biological process (GO): regulation of transcription by RNA polymerase II
Molecular function (GO): RNA polymerase II cis-regulatory region sequence-specific DNA binding; DNA-binding transcription factor activity, RNA polymerase II-specific
Source: RefSeq, a predicted model, not a curated record
AUGGCGCAUUCUCUUCCCCAAGGCAUGGAAGAGUCGUCGCAGUUCUUCAACUACCCCAUCGAGGAUGAAGACGAUGGAGGGCAUCUGGUGUUCGAUGAACCAGGCGGUGGUGCCCAACCGACAUAUCAACAAAAUUUCGCGACAACCCUGUUUCCCGACGAGGUAUCAUCUCGCAUGAUCCCAUUUCCAGCAAAGCCACCACAAGCUCAUCCCAGAGCACAAUCAGCCUUGCCUGCUCGAGCUUCGGCUCAGCGUGAGGUCGGAAGUUUCAGCUUGGCUCAGGGCGCUCCGCGUCAGUACGGCAACCUCCUAGCGGCACCGAAGGUUGAUGGUGUCCCCAACGAGUCGCCCGGAUUGUCCAGCGGAUCAUCAGCUACCCCGGAGACGAGAGGAUCUGCCAACAUAAUCACACCUCCAAAUAUGCUUGCAGGUGCAAGCCAGCCAUCAAAACCGUUAGAUGCCAUCUUCCCACCACCAGCACCACUGCCUCCACCAAGAAAGCGACGUCCUCGGAAGCCAAGGGUGAAGAAUGAGGUGACGCCUGAGGAAGAAGCGGCCAAGAGAAACAAGUUCUUGGAACGCAACCGUGUUGCUGCCACCAAGUGUCGGCAGAAGAAGAAAAAUUGGAUGGGUGAUUUGGAGGAGACCAAGCAGGAGCUUGAGAAUCAAAAUACCCAACUGCGGAUGGAGUAUAAUGCUUUGAUGAACGAAGUCAGCCAAACCAGGGCACUUCUGAUGGCACAUGCCAACUGCAACGAUAUCAACGUUGACAAAUGGAUUGAGAAUGAAGCCAAGCGGUUCGUGCUCGGGGCGGGUGAACGAUACGACUUGAUGCUGGCCAACUUUGACACGGCAGCUGGGCCCCAAGCAAGACAUGAGAGCAUGUCGUCAGUCUCGGAAUAUACAACAGCGGCGGGCAAUGACAUGUUGAGUCCCACGUCACAACGCGCGAGCAUCUCCCUGCCACGGGGCAUGGCUGUACCAACCUCACCUGUGUUCUUCCGGAAUCAGAUGCCAGAGGAACUGGGAGCAAGACAAAUGCCAGGCACGACCCAGCCGCCGUACAUGUUGGAAUCUGCUGGACCGAACGGUACCAAUGUCUCCGCAUUGGACGAUAUCAGCUUGUCCAAUGACAUGAUCCAAGACGGUUGGCCCGCACAUCCAUCCUGA